This is a messenger RNA of Diprion similis, 2644 nucleotides long. It is a transcript of the gene vg, whose product is annotated as protein vestigial. Lineage: Eukaryota; Metazoa; Arthropoda; Insecta; Hymenoptera; Diprionidae. Bases 978 to 1988 code for a protein of 336 amino acids. Gene Ontology annotation, cellular component: nucleus. The record is from RefSeq and is a predicted model, not a curated record. The transcript is spliced from 6 exons. Gene Ontology annotation, biological process: regulation of transcription by RNA polymerase II.
GACAUCAACGUGGUGUCAGAUCGUGUGAUUCGAUUGUGACGCGCUCCGAUUGGUCGAGAGGAUCGAUGCCAGCGGGGCGGAGAAGGGAGUUUGACGUCUUGGUGACAAGUUGAAACUCGGAGCGACGGUCUGUAGGGACUAGCGUCGUGACUCGUGGACCGACUGGUUCCGACGGGCUGCGCGUCCCAGGAAACCGAAUUCGUUUCCCGCGAGGAACGCGUCGUCUAAUCGUUAUACCUACACGAUUUCAAAUACAGGCAUCGAGAUCGUCGGUGUUGCUGAGAUUUAUCGCAUACAUCGUCUUCAGUGUAGUUACCACGUGGAAAGUUUGAAGGCCGGUUAACGCGCUUUCGGAAUCGUCGACGCACGACUUUAUCCAUCGUUUCUUUCGAUCACGUGAGAACUGAUAACGAAUCUCUGGCCAAUGACUGCGUUAGUACAUUACUGUGUUUGAAAUUGUGAUAAAACGGAUUACCCGCGCGUUAAUUGUGAAUCAUAAUACAUCAAGUUACGUCGUACAUUCGUCAACGGAACAUAUCCUAAUACUACCAAACAACAACAACAACAACAACAACAACAACAGUGCAAGUGUGAAAAUCUCGUUGAAAGUGCAACCUUUUCUUUUCGUUCUAUUCUUAUUUUUUUUUUUUUUUUUCUUUACUUUGUUAUCAUAUUCUCUCAUCGUUUCCUCUUUUAUCGAGGAACGCAAACAUGCGUUAAUAGCCGCUAAUUCAGAUCCGCAUCAAUCCCUGCGAGGAACAAAGAGAAACAGUUGCGUUCGCUCGGUGAAAAAACCGGUACGGUUAACCCGGGGCGAGUAAGCCCGGAGUUGGGUUGCUAAAGAGGAAUUUCGGAAAUAGGCAACCAUAACGAGCCUCGACGGGGUAAACGGGGCCAACGGGGCUUUGAAUAGUGGUGCGACGUUCGGCUACGCGGGUCGCCAGGCCGGCUCGGGGGGGCCGGGCCCGGGUGGAGUGAUGAGCUGCCCCGAGGUCAUGUACCAGGCCUACUAUCCGUACCUCUAUCAGCGGGCCCCGCCGCCCCCGCACCCGAGCCACCCCCAUGCCGUACCCCACCCCCAUGCCCAGGGCCAUGCCGCCCCCCACACCGCCCACGCCGCACACGCCGCACAUCCGGCUCAUCACAGCCCUGCGAGACCCGCGCCUUUUCAACCCUUUUCCACGGCCUCUGCCACCCACCAGUACGACAGGCUCAAUGUCCAUCAAAGAUCGUUGGAAGCAGCGGGCCUCGAGCUUUGUGGCGGUGGAGGAAGUGUGCCACAGGGUCAACCCAGUAGCGCUGGUUCCGUCGGGUCUGCACCCAGCCCGGCAUCCCCUAGACCUACGCCUCAGCCGCGACCCCCCCUGGCAACGACCACCUCGCAGGGGUCCCGGGCCCUCGACGACGAAAGAUCAACUGACGCUGUGGGUGGUGGCGGCACGGAGGAUUCGGACGACGGAGAAAGCAGGGCGCAGUACCUGAACGCAAACUGCGUGGUAUUUACCCAUUACCGAGGAGACGCAGCCUCGGAGGUUGACGAGCACUUCCAAAGGGCCUUGACCCACGACAAGUUGAAAGAAAAUACGUCUCCAAUGUCAGCGAGAAAUUUUCCACCAUCGUUUUGGAACAGCCAACAUCCCGGGGACGUUUACGACUACCCCGCGGAUCCAUGGCAUCCUCAUUAUCCGCAAUAUCACCACAGAGCCGUCCACGAGUACCAUCACCACAAUAUGGCGGCGGCGGCGGGGUACGGCGGCCUCUUACUCGGCGGGGCCCGGGGGCUGGGGCACCACACGUCACACCACGCAGCAGCCGCCGCCGCUCACCACGCGCACGCCGCCGCCUCCUACAAAGACUGGACGUCCGCCACGCCGCCGCAGUCCCUGGUGGACCCGGCGGCUGCGCCACCCUAUCCUCACGGCCCCUACGCACCCCUUCCUGGUCUGGAGUCGCAGGUGCAGGACUCGAAGGAUCUCUACUGGUUUUAAGAUACCGUGUGAAAAACGGCUGAGUUUACUUGCCCGAAUGAAAUUCGUGUGUUAUGUAUAUACAUCGUGUCACAUAUAUAAGUGAAGAAUUUCUUUUGGGGCAUGAUCGUGAAGAAGUCGCAACCGGAGGACGGAAGACGUGAUAGACAAUUUGUAGAAAGAAAUUUACUGAAUUUCCGAUUGAAGAACAGAAAAAAUACAAAAUAUACCGAAACUAUAAAGAGAGAAAAAGAACGGAUAGAAAAUAAAAUAACUAGUGAAGUAUAAAUGACGCUGUUCCUGAGUGUGCGUUUAAUAUUAAGGGCCUUGGUGCAACAUUACCUAUUGAAAGGACUCUGUUAUUAUACUGUUGAAUAAUAAGUAAUAAUCAUAAUGAUAAUAACAACAAUAUUAAUUCUUAAUAUAGCGUUGAAGUGUAUAUAGUGUUACCUAAAUCUUGUAAGGAUCUACUAUCAAUUAUAUAUAUAUACAUAUAUAUAUAACUAUACAUAUAUGUAUAAAUUAUAGUCUCUGCGCGCACUAUUUACCUUAUAGUGACGACAUGGCUGACGCUGAAAGGAAACUCUAGUUCAUAUAGCAAGUAGGAUAUAGAUUUAAAAAAUGUCCAAAUUUACCAACUAAUUACAUCGUUAUUGAAAUACAAAUAACUUCUAUAU